This is a messenger RNA of Xiphophorus maculatus (southern platyfish), 8103 nucleotides long. It is a transcript of the gene ago3a, whose product is annotated as protein argonaute-3. Gene Ontology annotation, molecular function: protein binding; RNA binding. The record is from RefSeq and is a predicted model, not a curated record. Gene Ontology annotation, biological process: regulatory ncRNA-mediated gene silencing; regulation of stem cell proliferation. The transcript has 19 exons. Lineage: Eukaryota; Metazoa; Chordata; Actinopteri; Cyprinodontiformes; Poeciliidae. The coding region runs from base 762 to 3365 and encodes 867 amino acids.
UGUCGGUGUCAGAAAGGCAACUUCACCAUAUUUAGCUGGCUUGCCGAAGCCCUGCAGAGUUGUUCUGUCAACCAGCCUGGAAAUCCCGACACUUAUCGGCGGAUACACAGCGGGGUUGACAGCUUCGUUUCGACGCUUGGACACUACUUCCAGACGACGACGUCUGCGGAAGACCGAGACUGGGAUAAGCGACCCGCCUGAAAGCAGCUGUUUUUAACGCGACAAAAAGUGGCCGUCGUCUGUCAGAAUUCCAACUAUUAGUAGAGCUAGCCUGCGAGCUAACCACUUUAGCUGCUCCUACGACUCCUUGUCCCGUGGUUAAAUAUUUAUGUCGUCCCUGGGGACGGCCAUACAUCGGUGGGGAUUUAGUUGGACUCAAUGACCCCGCUGUGAUGAUCUCCUGACAGCUCCUCUAGUCUGCUCCAGCCACUUUCCCCCAAAGCCUGGCUAGCAAGCUAACUUGGCUAACUAGCAGAUUUUCAUUCCCCACAGUAGCCACUAUCCUUCGCCGUGGCAGUGAGAUCCGAUUUUAGUAGUCGGCGUGCGGAGAAGGUGGUUUGUGGAGCCAACGGAAAACCAUAGCGAGGGUUGCCUUUUCAAAGUGGGAGUGAAAGAGGAGGAUAUCGGGGGUUAGGACACGCUGUUACUCAGCGGAGGAGGCAGAGGCGCUGCACUCCCGAAGGAGACACCGGACUUAACGGAGGAGUCCCGAACGUUUGACGUCUGUGAUCCGGGAAGCGAACCGGGCAGAGACCUCAUGAAUGGAAAUCGGAACUACAGGAGCCGUUGGGCCCCAGGCCCUGUUCUCCAUGCCUCGGCGGCCUGGCUAUGGCACCAUGGGGAAGCCAAUCAAGCUGCUGGCCAAUUGCUUCCAGGUGGAAAUCCCAAAGAUGGAUGUCUACCUCUACGAGGUCGACAUCAAGCCUGACAAGUGCCCACGUCGAGUGAACAGGGAGGUGGUCGACUCCAUGGUGCAGCACUUCAAGGUCACAAUUUUUGGAGAUCGGAGGCCGGUCUAUGAUGGAAAGAAGAGCUUGUACACAGCCAACCCACUGCCUGUGGCACCGACGGGGGUGGACCUUGAUGUCACCCUUCCAGGCGAGGGAGGCAAAGACCGUCCCUUUAAAGUUUCCAUCAAGUUCGUGUCUCUGGUCAGUUGGCACAUGCUGCAUGAGGUGCUGACGGGCCGCAGCAUGCCUGAACCGCUUGAGCUGGACAAGCCCAUCAGCACCAACCCUGUGCAUGCCGUGGAUGUAGUCCUGCGACACCUGCCCUCCAUGAAGUACACUCCAGUUGGCCGAUCUUUCUUCUCAGCCCCAGAGGGCUAUGACCAUCCUCUGGGAGGAGGAAGGGAAGUUUGGUUUGGCUUUCACCAGUCUGUGCGCCCUGCCAUGUGGAAGAUGAUGCUAAACAUUGAUGUCUCUGCCACCGCCUUUUACAAAGCCCAGCCAGUUAUCCAGUUUAUGUGUGAAGUGCUGGAUAUCCACAACAUAGAUGAGCAGCCUCGCCCCCUGACAGACUCUCACAGGGUCAAAUUCACCAAAGAAAUCAAAGGUUUAAAGGUGGAAGUGACACACUGUGGAACGAUGCGGAGGAAGUACCGUGUUUGCAACGUGACCCGUCGGCCCGCCAGCCAUCAAACGUUCCCUCUGCAGUUGGAGAAUGGUCAGACAGUAGAACGCACAGUAGCCCAGUACUUCAGGGAGAAGUACAACCUGCAGCUCAAGUAUCCGCAUCUGCCCUGUCUACAGGUGGGCCAGGAGCAAAAGCACACCUACCUGCCCCUGGAGGUGUGUAACAUUGUAGCGGGUCAGCGGUGCAUCAAGAAGCUGACAGAUAAUCAGACCUCCACUAUGAUUAAAGCCACAGCUCGCUCUGCGCCCGACAGGCAGGAGGAGAUCAGCAGGCUGGUGCGAAGUGCCAACUACGAGGCGGACCCAUUUGUGCAGGAGUUCCAGUUCAAAGUGCGCGACGAGAUGGCUCAUGUGACGGGGCGAGUGCUACCCGCCCCCAUGCUGCAGUACGGCGGCAGGGUGAGCACUGAGCACUUUAUGAACCGCACGGUAGCCACGCCCAGCCAUGGGGUUUGGGACAUGAGGGGGAAGCAGUUCCACACUGGAGUGGAGAUAAAGAUGUGGGCCAUUGCCUGCUUCGCCACACAAAGACAGUGCCGGGAAGAAAUUCUCAAGGGUUUCACGGACCAGCUACGUAAAAUCUCAAAGGAUGCUGGGAUGCCUAUCCAAGGCCAGCCGUGCUUCUGUAAGUACGCCCAGGGGGCCGACAGCGUGGAGCCGAUGUUCAGACACCUGAAGAACACCUACGCUGGACUGCAGCUCAUCAUUGUCAUCCUGCCUGGAAAGACUCCGGUCUAUGCUGAAGUGAAGCGAGUGGGAGACACCCUCCUGGGCAUGGCGACUCAGUGCGUUCAGGUGAAGAAUGUAGUGAAAACGUCGCCUCAGACUCUCUCCAACCUCUGCCUGAAGAUCAACGUGAAGCUGGGAGGAAUAAACAACAUCCUGGUUCCUCACCAACGGCCAUCAGUGUUUCAGCAGCCAGUUAUCUUCUUGGGGGCAGACGUUACACAUCCGCCAGCUGGUGAUGGGAAGAAGCCUUCGAUUGCAGCGGUGGUUGGUAGUAUGGACGCCCACCCCAGCAGGUACUGUGCCACGGUGCGUGUCCAGAGACCCCGGCAGGAGGUCAUCCAGGAUCUGGCCUCCAUGGUGCGGGAGCUGCUCAUCCAGUUCUACAAGUCGACCCGCUACAAGCCUACCAGGAUCAUUUUCUACAGGGAUGGGGUUUCAGAAGGCCAGUUCAGACAGGUGCUGUACUAUGAGCUGCUGGCCAUCCGGGAGGCCUGCAUCAGCCUGGAGAAGGAGUACCAGCCAGGCAUCACCUACAUUGUUGUGCAAAAACGCCACCAUACUCGCCUCUUCUGUGCCGACCGCAAUGAGAGAGUUGGACGCAGUGGAAACAUUCCUGCUGGUACUACUGUGGAUACAGACAUCACACAUCCCUACGAGUUUGAUUUUUACCUCUGCAGUCACGCUGGAAUACAGGGCACCAGCCGACCCUCCCACUACCAUGUAUUGUGGGAUGACAAUUGUUUUACUGCUGACGAGUUCCAGCUGCUCACCUACCAGUUGUGCCACACCUACGUGCGCUGUACCCGUUCUGUCUCCAUCCCUGCACCUGCCUAUUACGCCCACCUGGUGGCCUUCCGCGCCCGCUACCAUUUGGUGGACAAAGAGCAUGACAGUGCUGAAGGCAGCCAUGUAUCGGGUCAGAGUAACGGUCGCGACCCCCAGGCGCUGGCCAAAGCUGUUCAGAUCCAUCACGAUACCCUGAGGACCAUGUACUUCGCCUGAGCAAACAUCCCUCCCCUAACCAUGAUCACCUUUAUCACACAAACACAAAAACAACCAUGCACGCCUGGUUUGCCAGUUGAGGAGUCCUCAUAGGUGCAUGCCCAGCUCCCCCACCCCCAACAUGCCGAGUCAAUGCGGACCUGACACUGUGCAGAAGAGAGAGCAGGGAGGAGGGAGGGGAGGAGGCACCCCUACACUGGACUGAGGAUUCAAACGCUGCUUUAAAGACAAACAAGACAGAAACUCAGCACUAUUAUGCAAUAUUAAACCAGCCAACUAGUUUAUUCCCACCCUUUUCAGGCCCCUCCUAUCUUUUCUUUCCUUGUUUGUGACCUUGUGGGUGUUUUUGUUUCUUUUCUUUUCCCCUCCUUCGGCACAGACCUUCCUAAUGGUCUCAUCCUGCACCAUCUCUAGUACCUCAAGUCAGUUUGAGCAGCAGCACUUUUACAUUCUUUCAGUUUUACUGUAGUUUGUCGAUACUCCCUGAGGUUUGAAACAAGAGAGAUGAUUUUUGUACUUUUAUGGACCACAGGUCCGUUACAUUGCCACUUUUUCCCCCUUUUCUUUCACUUCUCCCCAGUUUAUUACUUUAAUGAAGACAUAUGUUUUUUGAGCACACUGCCAUCUGUUGGCGACGAGGUAAAAAUGCCCUCUAAAAGUCACAAUGAGAAGUCGUCUUGAAACGUUUUAGAUGAUUUAUGAUUUAUUGUAACGGUCAGUUGUCAGGUUUGAAGUGGGGCAGUUUUUAUUGGCUGAUCUAAAGGAAAAAAUGCUGAAAUGCAGCCAUGUAUCUUUAAGUAUAACACUGUUUUUAAUCCAGUCAUUUCAUCUGCAUGCAGCGGAAAACUAUUGUUUUAUCCUUUUUAAUGAAUUAUGUAAGUGUUGUUCGCAUUCUUAGCAAUCAUCGUGCAUUCGUUUUCCUCAGUGCUUUAUCUUGCAUUUUCCCUGUUCAAGAUGGUGGAUAAUUUGAUUGUGACAAUGGUUUCCUUUAGUGCAAUAAUCAGCUAAACGAAGGGAAGAGGAUUUUAGGGGAUUUAAAUGACUCAUGAAUUUAAUAUUUCAAUGAAAAGUUUGCCCACUUCUAAGGCACUUAUUUUGUUGCUCCUCUGACUUAAAAAGGCAGUAAUUAUUUUUAUUUGAGGCACCUGUUGCUGUUGGGUAAAAAUGGUGCAUCCACAGUUAUGGUGAUUAUUAUGUUUCAACUUGAACUGAAGGAAUUUAUGCACCACUAUAGCUUCAGAGUAUAAUUGAUUUUAAAACUCCCAAACAUGAUUGUGUUUGAGAUUUUUUUUUUCAAAGAUUCUCUACAGAUGGCAGCAAAGUGGAGUGUAAAGGCCAUAUAGAAGAAGUAUUUUAAGUGCCUAGCAGAAAUGUUUAAUUAAAAAAAAAACUGUAAGAAUCUCAUUUCAGUCAGUUAAAGAAGUCACAAGCAGAAACUUUCACCUGAUGCCUGUCAUUUUUGUCCACAGCCAUCUGACUUGUCUAUACAUCUCAUUUAAAACUACUAUAGCUCAAAAUAUUUAUUCCCUUUUUUUUUCUUUUGUUAGCUGUUAGCUUUCCUUUAGAGCUGACUUUUUUACUUAGUAUUCAAAAGACAUGAAUCCAGCUGCUACAGUGGGCUUUUAAAAUAAUGGACUGGAUUUAUGGGUAUGGAGUUAAACUUGUGAUGAAACGAGAGACUUUCAGGAAACUUUUUUUGGAAGACGUCAGCCAGGUGUAAUUCCUGCCCAUUUAACUGGCCCUGAAUAGGAGAUGGCCUCAAAACGGAGCAGAGGAGUUAUGUAGGGGAUUUGCGGCUAUUUGGUCACCGAAGACUUUUCACAUCAGAUGUGCCUUAUUGGUGCAAACAACGUCUCCAAUAUGGCAGCAUUAGUGUUGUCAUCCAAUUUUAAAUGUGUAGUCUGUGGCUCCCUCUGUUGCUGCCUCAGAGGCAUUUCAGCAAUGAAAAAACUUUGAUCCCACUGUACACCUCUGGGCUUGGGUUGAUGAUUAUGAUUUUCCUUGGAAGUGUUUACAGUGCGGUCCCCACAUUACUCCUCCACUCCGUUGAAGACCUGAAGCUUGUUCAGGAACAUGUUUUUAAAAAGUUAUCUGCACUAAAAGAAGCAUGUGUUUCUAAAUGUAACACAGGCACGGUGCUACUCUAAGAGUUUGAAUCUGAGCCUCUGUGCAUGAGACUCUAAAUAAGCAGGUUAGGGUGAAAAAAAAAAGAAAACCUCAGAAUGGAAGGACAGGAUAAGGUGCUUUUGCUAUGGUUGAUGCAAAGAGUAGAUUUACAAAUAAUUUAGAGUUAGAUUUUUGGGGUUUGAGAUCUUGUGAACGGUACAACGGCAGACGUUCCUUUGAACAGUGAGGUAUAAUGUAGAGUCCUGCCUCUACUGUCGCAGCCUUGCAGUCUGGAGGCCAGUGUGUUUUGAGCCUUCAUUAUUUCACUAGUACCUUUUUAAAAAGCCAGAUUAUGAAAUAUAUUUGUACAUUUUAAGUUCUGUAAUGCACACCACUUAUUUUUGCUAACAGAAAAGAUGUAGUCUAAUUAUUAAUCUUAGUAAUUAAUGUAUCAUAAAUAAAAGUCUAAUGUAUCAUAAGUAAAGGUUAAAAAGAUAUAACACAGUUGAAUUAUUGCAGCUGACUGUUGACUCGUUCCUGUGUCGGUGUGUAGACGUUUAGUACCUGUAUGAACAGCGGUGGGGUUGUUGGACCUAGUGACGUGUUUGGACUGUUGUCGGUAGGGAUGUGGACCUCAGCCACCGCUUUCUUUGAUGUUUGGAUAAAAGAAAAAAAAAAGCUUGCUUGAUGCUCUUCUAAUUUUUUUUCUCACAGCUGGAAAAUUAAAUGAAAUGAUGUUGGCAUGCUCUGAGAAGAUUUUAUUUCAGGACAGAAGAGUCAGUAGUCAAUAGUUUGCUGUUGAUGCCUUUGAAUGUGUUGACUGCUCCUUGUAAAUACGGGGUAGAGCAGUUUUUGUGAUCCAUUUCAAAUCCACAUGAUCAAGGAAAUAACUUGACAAUUGAGCCAUAGUUCUCAGUUCCUUUGAGUUAAAUCCUCUAAGGAUUUGCGUCGCACUGCAACCUCUGUUCCAAAAGCUGGCCUCAAGCCCUUACCAUGACCAGAGCGUCGGCCUACUGGCAAAUCAGCGUGACAAAGCCUGUAAUCUCGUUUUUUACACCUAAAUAAAGGUUCUCCUUUAUGCCAGAGGACUACAUUCAGUGGCCGUACAAUCCCCCCCACUCGGAAAAUGAAAGGUUGAAACCGAAGGACAAUUUAGUGGGCUUUCCGGAGAUUUCAAGUGUUUGUGUUUUUGGAAGGACUUUUAAAUGAUCAGUGAAAGCUUUAUGCGGUAGGUUAUGUUGGAAGUUGAACAAAUGAGUGCAUGGCAGAAGAAGGAGGAGGAUUGUUUCUCGUUAGGCUGAAAAGCAUGUUGAGGGCAGUUGAACACAUGUUUACAUGGCUGUUAUGUGUUUGCCUGUCUUAUGUUUUUAAUGCCAUCAGUUGCUUCUUGCAAAUACAACUAGAACAUUUCAGGCCUGCCGAUGUAAACGCUCAAUUGUAUUUUUUUUUUUUUCUGAAACUGACAUUUCCUUUUUACUCUUUUUUAAAAAAUGUUAUUUGAUUUGAAAUAGUUUGGUGCGCAGAAUAAAGAAUAAAACACCUAAUUCUCUUAGAUUUCUCUGUAGAAGAUAAGGUUUUCCAUUUUUUGUGUUGUAGAAGUAGCUACAUUGAACCUUUUUGUAGUAAUCGAUAGGUCCACCUGCUUUGGUCGCUAUGCUUGUUUCAGGGAGGUAGCAAAGGAGUGAGAAGAAGUCCACUGAAAGUGCCUUUCCUCUCGAUGGUGCUGUUAUGUGAAAAUGUAAAACUGAACUUAUAAAAUCUCCUCAGCAGUGGCCACUUUACUACUCUCCAAGUGUUUGUUGGCAAUCCAAACAGGAAGUCAAUGUACCGAGACAGUGAGUCUGUAGAAUAGGAGAAUAUAAUGCCAAGUAGAUCUUUGUAGGAUGUUUGGUGUCUUGGACCAGAGAUUCGUUGGGACAGUUGGAUGUGGUUCAGGUUCGGUUUGCGUGGAGCAUGGGUGGCGGCGGGGAUCGUUUCUUUUACGGCCCCCUGAUCACGAGCGAUGAACUUAGCACAGCACUUUAGAGACUGCCACUCUCACUCAGACAUAUAGCCAAGAGGUUUCAGUCCCUGUUCCUCCAUUUUUCCAUCCGGCUUGGAGAAGAUCCAACCCGUUGCUCGGUUAUUUGAAGUGUGCCUCGUUUUCUCAUGGCUUCGUUUGGCUUGGAUGAGUCUGCCUUCUCUCUUGUGUCUGUUUCCUCUCAGAAACUGCCACUCGAUACAUCGCUGUAGCCACAGCUGGGCAUCAGUUAACAAUUUGUUGGGCCUAAAAUGUUGAAGCCAAUUUUGCACUGACAAACAUCAUGUUCUCAAAUGGUUUUUCUCAGACUGAAGAAAGCAAGACGAAUAAGAUCUCAAUAUGCUUGAAUAAGCAGGGAAAAAAAUAGUUAAGUGUCCUUUUAGCUAACUGUGAGAAAAGCAGGUUCUGUGUCAGUAUUGAGAUUUUACACUUGAUGCCCAGCCCUAGUAGCAGCAGCAACAACCUGUGGCAUUUUUUCAUCGCGAUGCAACACCCUGCCUGUGUGUGUCGUCUCUGAUGGAGGGAACGUGUGCCCAACACAGUCCCCCUCGUCUCAAGCCGCUAUGGCAACAACUAAGAACCGAGGGACGUCUCUUUCCGAGGGGGUGGAAG